Messenger RNA from Ostreobium quekettii, 1713 nucleotides. The record is from the annotation of a GenBank genome assembly. NCBI's taxonomy places the organism in Eukaryota, Viridiplantae, Chlorophyta, Ulvophyceae, Bryopsidales, Ostreobiaceae.
AUGGUGGCAUUCGAGCUGUCCAGGGGCCCUGCUCUACCACCACUCGAUGGAGAUGAUGUCCCAGCGAAUGCUACAGGUACGAAGAAGACCAAAAGGUGGCUGAAGGUUGGGGCGGCAGCCAUUGGCGGUGGUGCUCUUGUUGCAUUGACAGGUGGCCUGGCAGCUCCAGCCAUUGCUGCUGGGCUUGGUUCAGCAGUCACAGUCUUUGGUGGGAGCGCUGCUACGGCAGGCACUGUUACCACCUUUGCUGCAAGCAGCGCAGGCACAGCGACGAUCACUGGCACCCUUGGGGCUGUUGGCGCGGGUUCCACAGGUCGGAGCAUGGCCAAACGAACUGGAGACAUCAAGGAAUUUGGGUUUUGGGACCUGUCUGAGGUCUGGGACAGAGAGGCGACGUCCAGCAACGCAGAGGAUGCUGAAAUCUCUGAAGAAGCCCGCAAAGGCAGUCCUGGGUUUUUGUCUGCAUUGAAGGGCAGGACAUCUUCAAGUGAGGAGGGAGCCGGAUGUGGAAAAGGGAUUGGGGAACACAAUGAUGGAGCUGCGCAUGCGCAAGUGAAGAAGAAUCCUAAGCCCUCAAAGUGGGGUUGGAAAUGGAGACGGAGCACUACCACUGCUGAUCAUGGGGAGCCCUCCUCUUCCACACAAAGUGGCCAUGACAUUGCCAUUGACACUGAAACAGAAUCGUCCAAUGCACCACAAGAUAGCCAUGGAACUCAAUUUGGCAGCAAGCACCUUUCUGGAAGUUCCCAGCUCUUUGAAACAGCUGAACCAGACCAAGGAAGGCCUUCGUCCACCGACAACAAUGGGGAGGGAACCGAAAAGGCCAUCUCAGAGUUGGCUGUCGCUGUGAUUGAGCAGGAGGCAGGCAAUGAACAGGCAAAGAUGGCCUCCUGGUGGCGUCGGUGGACAACUCUGAAGGAGAAGAAGCCCCUGCUGCCAGGGCCGAUCAAUCCACACCGUCCUGACGGCAACAUGGCAGUGACGAUCGCUGUCACUGGAUGGUUGACAGACCACAAGGACUUUGUGGAGCCCUGGAACAAGCUCCCAGGCCUGGGGACGGACAAGUUCGCACUGGUGUGGGAAUCCAAAGUGCUGAAGGAAGUGGGAGACGCCCUGUUUACGAUGCUGAAGGCACAGGUGGCAGGGGAGGCAGGAAAAUUCUUCGUCAAGCAAUUUCUGCACACAGGUCUAAUUGCAGCGCUAACCUGGCCCGCCCUAGUCCUCACAGCGUCUAGCGUGAUCAUUGACAACAGGUGGGCCAUCGCCAUGGACCGAGCCCGACAGGCAGGGAAGCUUCUGGCGGCAUCCCUUGUGGAGCAGCUGCGCGGCAGCCGGCCUGUCACCCUUGUGGCCUUCUCCCUCGGGUCGCGUCUGGUUUUGGAAGCCCUGCUCGAGUUGUCAGAAAAGGGGCACCGGGGAAUUGUCGAGCACGCUGUGUUGCUGGGCACGCCGGCUGGGUUGGGAGCCGGGCAGUGGGCUGCAGCAAGGGGGGUCGUCGCGGGGAGGCUCAUCAACGGCUACUCCCAGAAGGACUGGAUUCUGGGCUUGGUCUACCGCGCCAGCACGGGGCAGCUCCAGAAAGCCGCCGGGCUGAUGCCCGUGGAGGUGGCGGGCGUGGAGAACGUUGAUUUGACGAGCGUCGUGGGCGGGCACACGGACUACAUAUCGAAGAUGAGCGAGGUUCUGAAAUGCGUCAACUUUCCGCAGUCGUGA